AUGGUGAUAGCUAAAUUGUAUGCCAAUUCAUUAUCACAAGUAAUACAAAAACAGAAUCAAGAGACUGAUAUUAAUUGGUUAGUAUCAGAUCUUGACAUGAUAUCUAAUGAAGAAUCAUUGUGGAAUAUCUAUAAUUAUCAAGAAAAUAAACUAGAUAUAAAGCUUAAUUCUUUGUUAUGUAAUGGAUUAAAGAUUUGCUUUGUAUUUCAAAAUAAUGAUUUUGUUAAACAGUCUACUAGUAUUAAACGUAUACAAUAUAUUUGCAUAUUAUGUUUUAUGUCUAAAGGUAGAUAUUUAUUUGAACAAAGAGGACAAGGUGUUGUUUUACCUUUUGAUUGUACAGAUCAACAUUAUAAUAAUUCUUCAAAGUCUCUUCAAUUUUUAGCCAAAUGGAUAAAUAAUAUAUCCGAAUUUGAUGAAAAAAAUAUUCAACAUAUUCUUCUUGAUGAAAUUUUUAGAGAAAUUAUAGCUUUUUUUGAGAA
Molecule: messenger RNA, 482 nt
Organism: Dentiscutata erythropus
Lineage: Eukaryota; Fungi; Glomeromycota; Glomeromycetes; Diversisporales; Gigasporaceae
Source: the annotation of a GenBank genome assembly